UCGGAAAUCAUCGUUCAUCCAUCUCUCUCCUUUUUGGCAUCGAUUCAAGACGAUAACUUGUGCAGUAUGUGUUGCUUUCAUCAUGUUGGUUUUACUAUUCUUUCUAUGGAAGGACUUUAUACCAAAAAGUUAAGGUUUUCUUACAGGAAUGGAUAUCCAAUUUUCCAAAACAGAAUCCCAGUGCCUCACAAGUUUCGACUGGGUAUCGCUAAAUAUUAUUCUUCAGGAAUUCUACCUGAAGAAACCAAGGUUCCUUCCCGACUACCUCCUAUAACUGGAAGUGAAGAAGACAAGAAACCACAAAAUUCAAAGGAUUUUUCGAUAGUAGCUUGGUUGGAACGUGGAGCUUGGAUAGGAUUGGCUUGUUUGAUACUUGUAGAGUUGUACGUGCAUUUGGUAUUGAUCAAAGACUGGCUUCCAAAGUCGUCUGGUUCAUAACAACAAGUAUAAUCAUAUAGAGGGAAUGGGGGUUUAUUAUAGUACACAUAGUGAUACUUGUGCAAUCAUAGUUUUCAAACAUAAAAGGCAACCAACCAGAUAUUCUUCUUCUAGACUAGCGAGUUUCUUUAUUACUUGUUGAGUUUUGUUGUGGAAUCCUCCUUCUGCCGAGGUCUCUUCAUAAAGCUCUGCUGACCAAGUACUCGAACGAUACCCGUAUGAAUACCAAUAUGAUGAGCCUCUUCACCUUUUUCAAAAACUUCUUCAAGGUGUCUUAUGUUCUCUAACUGAUCCAUGGCAUAUACAAGCAGACUCUUUCGUUGAUUCUCAUCACUUUCAAAUCGAUGUUUUCUAAACUCCUUUCUAGUCAAGUCACAAAUAUAUUGUGCUCUUUUUUG
Galdieria sulphuraria is the source of this 836-nucleotide messenger RNA. RefSeq lists its product as uncharacterized. The coding region runs from base 67 to 438 and encodes 123 amino acids. The transcript has a single exon. The record is from RefSeq and is a predicted model, not a curated record. NCBI's taxonomy places the organism in Eukaryota, Rhodophyta, Bangiophyceae, Galdieriales, Galdieriaceae.